Molecule: messenger RNA, 785 nt
Organism: Seminavis robusta
Lineage: Eukaryota; Bacillariophyta; Bacillariophyceae; Naviculales; Naviculaceae
Source: the annotation of a GenBank genome assembly
GAUGUUGAAUCCAUGAGCCUUGCCAAGCUAAUUUCCAAGAAGGAAGAGAUAAAGUCGUUGCUAAUAGAAUACGAUAGGUGGUUCUACGAACAGCACCGUCGCAAACCUCGAAAACCUGAAAAGGAACGGAUACGACCUUACUACGAGUACUACCAUGCGACAAAGAAACGAAUUGCAGCAUUGGACAAAUGUGGCGGCUUGGAUGGAAGUUGGGUGGUCGUCGUCAGUAGCGGGUCCUCGUACGUUCCAGGAACGAAUGUUCCGCAGCGGCGACGGUAUGACAUUUUGGCCGAACUGGACGACCUUUCGCAACUCAAGGCAGAGUUGUUCUUGUUGCGUUCCUCGCUGCGAGUGUUUGAGAAGGAUUUCGUCAAGACUCAUGGGCGUCAAGUGUCCACGCCUUCGGACAUUAAACCAAAACAAAAAGAGUACGCGAGAUACAAGAAGGUGGCGAAAAUGAUCAAGAUGAUGGAGGCGCCCUAGCGGAAGGCAGACAGAUUAUCUAUUUUCAAAACCAUGCAAGAGUGUGCGUGGCAGCUUGCCUCGACACCAAGGAAACGAGCUACUGCGCCGUACCGGUAUGCAUAAAUGUUACCCAAUAACUCUACUUCUAGAUAGAAACACCCACUGUGUCAAGCCGUGCAUUGUUUGCUGCCUCUUUCCUACUGUGCUGGUACCUAGCAAGCAAGUAAGUACUAGUAUUGCCCUCUCGACCGAGCAUUCUCGCCUGCUUACCGGUAGCGCCAUAGUUCAUCCGAAAUUAAACUGUUUCCUCUGCCUUCCAC